CAUCACCGAUGAGACGAAUCCGAAGAACAUUCGCCCAAACUUUCAGAACUCAAAUUCAACGUGAGAUUUGGGUUAACCUUUGACGCUACUGCUGAUUGCCAACACAACCCAAUUGGAAAAAUGGUAGAAAAGAGAUGAAAUGAUUUCCAAGCUCCUCAUUGGAUGCUCCUUUUCUUGGUUCGAUUACGAGUUACGACUUCAAAUUCCAUACUGAUUCAACGAAAUUGAAGAUAGAUAAUGCUAAAAUCUGUUCAUCUGUUCGGUUGCUCAUCUGGGUUCGUUUCAAAUCUUCUGAAACCCAAUAGCAUUGUUGGAUUCAGUCUUACUUUCAUCUCUUCCAAACGGUUGUCAGCGUCUUCUUCAUUAUGUUGUUCUUCUUUAAGAUUGUCAUGUCCUAGCACCGCUCCGCUUUUCUUGGCUCCUCGAACUGGUUCUUUCAAAGCAUUUUGUGGGUCUACAUGUUCCGAGGCAAAUCAAGACGGCACUUCUUCGUCUCCCUUGUCUAUGUCAGAAUCGCCGCCGCCAUCAUCUUCAACUGUAGUUCACUCUUCUUCUCUUAUGCAGGAGAAGAUUCGUAAUAUACGGUUCUGUCAGUGGUGUGGAGGCCAAACAAAGCAUGGCAUACCUGAUGGAGAGGAGAAAUUGAGAGCUAUUUGCACAGUUUGUGGAAAGAUAACGUAUCAGAAUCCGAAGAUGGUCGUGGGCUGUUUAAUUCAUCAUGACGACAAGGUCCUACUUUGCAGGAGGAAGAUCGAGCCAUCUUAUGGCCUUUGGACUCUUCCAGCUGGUUACUUGGAAAUUGGGGAGUCAGCUGCCGAUGGUGCAAUUAGGGAAACCUUGGAAGAAGCAAAUGCUGAAGUGGAAAUUACAUCCCCUUUUGCUCAGUUAGACAUCCCUCUAAUUGGCCAAACAUAUAUAAUUUUCAUGGGAAAGUUGAAGAAACCCCAUUUCUCUCCUGGUCCCGAAUCCCUUGAAUGCUGCCUUUUUCCUCUUGACGAUAUACCUUUUGAUUCUCUUGCAUUUUCAUCCAUGCUGGUUACGUUAAGACUGUAUGUUGAGGAUGUCAAGGCAGGAAGAAUCAUAUUCCAUUAUGGCACCAUCAAUAAAAGGCCUGGCACAGGUGCUUCAGAUAUUCAUGCCUAUACUCUUGAUUAUCAUCUAAGAUCGUGACAGGUUAAGGGAGCUCAAAGGGUAGGACUUGAACUUUUGGGGGAGACUAGGUCCCAACCCAUAUGAUUCCUUCCAAACUUGAGGGCACACUCAGUAGAAAUAUGGUUCACUUACAUUCAAGUGGAGACAAGACAACUGCAAUUUUUUGAAGUUCAUAGCAAUUUUAUUCAACCUUGAAUUCUGUAAUGUGAUAAAGAGGAACAUUGAUAUGUCUGAAUAUGUGAUUUCAAUCCCUGAGCUUGUACAAUUUUUGCAUUGUCUAUCAUCUACAUUUGUUCAGUUGUCAAUUGUUGAAAACAUAAAAAGAAAUAUGCAGGAUCAUUGUCUUUUAAGAAUA
This is a messenger RNA of Benincasa hispida (wax gourd), 1507 nucleotides long. The record is from RefSeq and is a predicted model, not a curated record. Lineage: Eukaryota; Viridiplantae; Streptophyta; Magnoliopsida; Cucurbitales; Cucurbitaceae.